Molecule: messenger RNA, 3156 nt
Organism: Aspergillus fischeri NRRL 181
Lineage: Eukaryota; Fungi; Ascomycota; Eurotiomycetes; Eurotiales; Aspergillaceae
Exons: 3
Coding region: 1-3156 (1051 amino acids)
Source: RefSeq, a predicted model, not a curated record
AUGACCCCCAUGCUGUGCAAUGGCCUACAGCCUGAGGAGCAAGCCCGGACCGCACCCACUGCCCACAUCCAGGCCACUGUUGAUGCUGUGAUCCAGGCAUGGGAGCAGGUCCAGGCCCAGGCCAAGGCCGAUCAGGCUAUCCAAGCCAGCCAGUUGACUGACGCGAACCCCUGGCUGCGGAUGACUCAGUGGGCCGACUACCUGCAGGGCAUCCAGGCAUGUGACCUGCUUGCUAGCAUGGCAGCCCCGGAGGAAGACCCCAUGGAUGCCACUGAGCAGGGGGUGCAGGUGAUCUGGGAUACUGUUCCCCAGGGGUUGAACCGUCCUGCCCUCGAUGGGCUUGCGCGCCCCCUGAUUGGUCCAUUGCCCUGGCUCCCCCCUCGUAUCCACCGCGCGUGCUCCCGGUGCGUGCGUGCGUGGGGAUACAGCCCCCUGAUAUGGUGCUGCCCAUGUCUGGAUCUGCACCGCACCUCGCUGCCAGUAUGCCGUCUCACCCCGGACCCUACUGGGCCACCUCCGCACCCACCACCGGUCCCAUCCUACUGUGGCCACGCCUGCUCUCUGUCAGGCGGUGCUGACCGAGAUGCUCCAGCGGCCAUGGGCAGACCCGAGCCAGGGGACCCCCCCGUGCCAGGCCUGCCAGUGUACCAGGGGCGCGGGUGCCCCCACUGCCCCUACAUCUGCCGGGCCCUGGCCGGGCUUCAGGACCACCGUGCCCGGAAACAUAAGGACCAGGAUGGAUACUGGGGCCAGGGUAAACUUUCAGCAGCUCGGGCCCAGGCCCGGGCCCAGGCCCGCCUGGCAGAUCGUGUGGUUAGCUGCCAGCGGUUCUACCGUGCUGGGCCAGGGAGCCAUUUCUUUGAGGUGACCUGCGCUGCCCAGCCAAGCCAGCAGGCCCUGCUAGCCGCCCCCCAGACCCCUGCUGAGCGCAUCCGCGCUCAUAUAGACCAGGCCCUGCGGGAGGCGGAGGCGGCAGCUACGCUAGUAAAUGGCCAGGUCCCUAGCCUAGAAGGCCACCCAACUGAGGUCUCUCCCUGGCUGGAGCUGACCCGCUGGCCAGAGUACCUACGCGGGCAGGAUCUAACUGCAGUGGCCCUGCUCGGAUGCCCAGCGGACCCAGUGCAGGAGCCCCUGCUUGCCCUAUUCAGUGCUAGUGUCGAGCGGCUGAUCUGGCAGGCCUACCAGACCAUCCGGAGCGGCCAGAUCAAUGAAUUUGACCAGGUCCAGAUCAAUACCUUCUUUCGCGAGCCCGGGGUCUGGAACCGGCCCAUCCAGAUCCACCUCCGGCCGAAGACCUAUCGCCAGUACUGCCAGGUCUGGCAGCGGCUGGUCUGCUUCGCCUACCGCAGCACCAGACCCGACCAGCCCAUCCAGCUGCGCCACCAGCUGAACACCACCCAGCUGGCCGCGCUGGACCAGAUGGAGGAGUAUGGCCAGCAGUUCCUAGCCCUGCGCGCCAAGGGGCCAGAGACCCAACUAGCAUUAGAGGCAUCACAAAUCCCGCAGGAAUCCGGGGCAUCAGGGGCACCACUGCUAGCACCCCCAGCACCCCCAGCACCCCCAGCGCCCCGGGGACCAGCCGAACCCCUAGGGCCCCCAGCACUACCAGCGCCCCCAUCACUAUCCCCCCCAGAGGAAAAGGCACAGAACCAGCUGGACCAGGCCUGUCUCACCCUCUCUAUUGCCCUCCUGGACCAUACCCUGAAGGGGGAUCUCUUUGAAAGCACCCUGGUGGCCUUCCUUGCAGUGCUAGGGGUGGACCCCGCACGCCAGACCUUCCGGGAGCCCUACAGCUAUACCAGUUACCUCUCCGGACUGGUCAAGAUGGCCCAGAUGCUGGUGGCCCUGCAGGCAGUCCACCUAACUAGGGCCGGUGCGGUCAGCCACCCUGCAGAUGCCCUGGAUGAGAUGCGCGAGCGCUUCCUGCUGUAUGGGGUACGUGCCCCCUUUGGCUGGAUCACACGGCUGCGCACCUACGGGAAGAAGAUCCAGAAUAGCACCACCAGCCUAGGCUAUAUCUACUGGAGUGAUGAUGAGCAGACCCUCAGCUAUAAAGACCUGCGGCUCAGCAUGCGGGGGCUACGCCAGUUCAUUGCCGGCCAGGUGCAACUAGCCCAGGCAGACCUGGCACGGCUCUUCCUCCUCCAUGAGGAGGAGAUAAGGGAGGAGAUAGUGCCCCAGCUAGCCCUACAUAAGCUGCAGGAUGACCCCACGAAGAACCAGCGGGGCUGGAACUUCCUGCAGGACCAGCGGACCCGGGCUGCCCUGCCUACCACAGGGGAACGGUGGCUGCUUGAUCGUGUGCUAGGGACUGACUGGCUCCGGGAGGAGUUCCUGCAGCUACACCAGAUUGGCCAGCAGGACCAGGUGCUCUGGCAGGCAGGGGCAGUAGACCAGUACCUACAGCAGGUAAAAGUAUUCCUAGAGCGCCUGCUUCUGCUAGUCCAUAUGACUGGGGGGCAGCCAGCCCGGGCCACAGAGCUACUCAGCCUGCGCCAUAGCAAUACCCUCCAUGGCCGCCACCGCAAUAUAUUUAUUGAGCACGGGCUCGUGAGCACCGUCACCACCUACCAUAAGGGGUAUUCUAUUAAUAACACCACCAAGAUCAUCCACUGGUAUCUGCCAAAGGCCGUUAGUGAGCUAGUAGUCUACUACCUAUGGCUUAUCCUGCCCUUCUGCCAGGCCCUGCAGAAGCUGGUCUAUGGGCAGAAGGGCCCGGCCUCUGCCUUCCUAUGGCCGGCGGGGGAGGGGAGCUGGGAUAGCAGCCAGCUGCGCAAGGUCCUCCAGCGCGAGGCACGGACCCAUCUACAGACCAAGAUGAAUAUCCUGUCCUACCGGCACGCAGCUAUUGCCAUCUCCCACGUACACCUGAAAUGUGGGGGGUUUAAGCGGGACUAUGGGGCAGAUGAUGCAGCCUUUAAUGAGCAGGCUAGCCAUGGGUCCUGGAUUGCAGGCACUGUAUAUGCGCGGGGGCUACAGGAGGCACCAGGCCAUGUAGAGGCACGACGGCGCCAAUACCGGGCCAUUAGUCGCGAAUGGCAUGGGUUCCUGGGGUUUGAGACCUACCUAGGGCCCCGUAAACGGCCGGCGCAGGAUGACCUUAGGGUAGGGCAGCCAAAGCAGCAGUGUAUCAUGGUGGAGAUGGAUUAUGAUUAG